Molecule: messenger RNA, 2241 nt
Organism: Jaminaea rosea
Lineage: Eukaryota; Fungi; Basidiomycota; Exobasidiomycetes; Microstromatales
Product: kinase-like protein
Exons: 2
Coding region: 1-2241 (746 amino acids)
Biological process (GO): protein phosphorylation
Molecular function (GO): ATP binding; protein kinase activity
Source: RefSeq, a predicted model, not a curated record
AUGGACCGCUUCGACGUGGUUCGCUUCGAAGACCUCACAGGCCCAAAUGGCGGCGAGUGGAUCCGCAUCGGUGGAGGAUCAUUCGGCGUCGUCUACAAGGGCGAGUAUCUCGGAACUCCCGUCGCAAUCAAGGAGGUUCUGCCUAACAACACGUACGACGUGGAGAAGUACUUUGAGAGGGAGUGCGUGCUGAUGAAGGAGGCCCGACAUCCCAACAUCACACAAUACAUUGGUCUGACCAAGUCGCCUGGCCAAGACGGGCGCAUCUACAUCAUCUCGGAGUUUGUGGGCGGGAACGUACGCUCGUACAUUGCGGACAAGAGGAAGCCGUUUGGGUGGAGGCUGAGGAUGAGCUUUGCGAUGGAUAUCGCGAGGGCUCUGGCGUACUUGCACGCGAGAAACUGCAUGCAUCGCGACCUCAAAGGGGAGAACCUGCUUAUCACGACCAACGACCGCAUCAAGAUCUGCGACUUUGGCUUUGCUCGCAUCGCAGCCCGCAACGAAGAGGAGAUGCGCCGCAUUAGCUAUUGCGGCACAGACGGCUACAUGUCUCCCGAGAUCCUACUUGGACUUGACUUCGGCUUGCCCUCCGACAUCUUUUCGCUCGGCGUCAUCUUCUGCGAAAUCGCCUCGCGUCACCUCGUCGAUAGCACGACAUUCAAGCGCGAGAUGCCGUCCUUUGGGCUGGACGAGGGUGAGGUGAGGGACAUGGCCGACGAAGGAUGCCCCGAGGGCUUCGUUCAGCUCUGCAUCGACUGCGUCGAGGUGGAACAACAGGACCGGCCUGAUAUGCGAGAGGUGGUGAGGCGUUUGCGCGAGAUUGAGAUGGAUGUCGUAGAGAGGGAGAUGAGGGAGACGCAGGGCAGGACGCUGCGCUCAGUAGGCAGCGUGAGGGGCACAGCCGGUGGUAGUCGCCGACCAGGUGUCGGACCGCGCAUGCCUAGCUUUGAUGGACAGGUCAAGCCUUUGAGCCAAGCGCAAGAGCACGAGAGCAUCGAAGGCGAUGAUGACGACGAUGACGACGACGAUGUGGAGCUGGAGUCGGCCCUCGCUCAGCUAGAGGCUGUCAGUUUUGAGAACGCCGAGCUCAUCAAGAACAUGGCUGCUAUUUCAGACGAGGACACGAUGAAGGUGUCUGGGCACGGCAAUCCGUGGUGGCACGCCGACACGCGCAGUACGCUGCCUAGCAUCCGCAAUUCCUGGAUAGCCCAGGCCACCAACGAUGCAGAGGUGGGCCCACCCAAGAAGGCAUCGUCCAUCAGACCCUCGGCUUCACGUGUCGUGAGCGGCGACUCGGACUACUCGACGUCGGUGGUGCGCAAGAAGAAGGGCAGCGAGCUGAGCGUGCGAGCGAACGGUGAAGAUGGCGAGGACGCUGGCGGCUCGACCUUGACGGUGCGGGCCAGCGACGACUCUCAAGAGCAGACUGCCGAGAGUCAUGGCGAGGCGGUCGCUGGCAGCUUCCUUACAGCCAGCUCGCGCUUCAGCACCAACGGUCACAAUCAAGAGCCUUCCCUCGCUGUUGCCACGGUCGCCUCCUCAAUCUACAGUCCCGCUCCCCUCUACCAUCGUUUCACGCUAGUCAAAAACGGUAUCAAGCGGGUGCCCAGCCUCUCCAAGCUUCGCGGCGGUGAUGCCAGCACCUCGUCCAAUGGCACUGCAGCAGCCGUUCCUGCCGGCAGUUACGGCAGCGCGGCCCUCCUUCCCCCGGCAAUCAUGCUCGCCAACGCAUUGGCAAAGUGCCACGUCUGCUCGCGCCGCAUCGGCUGGAAGCCCUUCCUCGACUGUGAUGAUUGCACGUACAAGUGCCACGUCGGAUGCGGGGAGUACGCGGAGCCUACCUGCCUGGAGAUGGAGAUCCCGGCUGCCGGCCACGAGCAUGGGAUCAUCAGUGCCGUGCAUGCCAACGGGCAACGGUCCGCCUCCUCCGGAUCUACCGAUUCGAAUGGAUCGAGCAAGCCUUCACCGCGAGCAUCCCCCGCCAACGGAGGGCAAGCGGCCCAUGCUCUCCGGCAAGCGGCAGCGGCUGCUCAUGCUGCGUACUCUGCAGAGGGCGGGGAGGCCACCCCACCGCCUACUGCGCAUUCGACGCUUAAGGGUCUGCCUGCGGGUAGGGGCCAGAAUCAGCAAAGACGUGGAAGCCAGUCCCCAUCUCCUGCUGCCAAUGAAGAGCGCGACAAGGAGCGCAAGGUCAAGGGGCUGAAGCGAUGGAGCGUCAAAGCUUCCCCGACGCGGGCCUAA